AUGGUCCAAGUGGCCGAAUCGGACGUUCUUGUAGCCCAACCGGGCGCCUUCCAUUCAUUCCCCUCGGAGAUAGUGGACGAGCACAUCUCCACCGCCUCGCCCACCUCCUCCACAUCCCCCAGUAUCCUUAUCCAUGAGACUUCAUCGACUCGUUCCUCGACGUCUCGCGAACUCCCGGUCCUCUCUCCAGGAUCCCCAUGCACUUCUUCAGCGUGUUCUACAACUUCUAAUGCUCUACUACCCAGCUCUCCGGAAUCGAGUCAGAUCCACAACCUGAAGCCUCCCACCAACAACUCUUCGGGUAUGUCCCCGACUUCUUCCUCUUCUGAAUCCACUCUUGAUGAGCAUUCGGCCACAUUAGUAUCAUCCCGAAAACAGUCGGUGAUUGAGAAGCGUCAUAUCUGUGACAUUUGUGGAAAGGGAUUCCCUUAUCUCUCGAUCCUGGAGUCCCACAAACGAUGCCACACGGGCGAAAAGCCCUUCAAAUGUCAUUUCUGUGAUAAGAGGUUCGCCCAGAAGGCGACGCUUCAAGUUCAUGAACGGACUCACACGGGAGAACGCCCAUAUAAGUGUAAAUACUGCGAGAAAACGUUCGCUCAGUAUGGCACCAAGACUGUUCACGAAAAGAGCGCCCAUCUGGGGAUCAGGAAUUAUAAAUGCCCCAAGUGUGACAAGUGUUUGAGUUCUCCAUCAGCCCUCUACACACACAAGAAGACCCACGGGGACAAGGUUUUCCAAUGCCCAUGUUGUCCCAAGACUUUUACCCUAAAGAAUUACUUGAAAUUACAUGUAAAACAAGUGCAUGAACAGACGGAGAGGAAGCAUGUGUGCAAGUUCUGUCAGAAGAGUUUCGCUUAUGCUGGAAGUCUUCAAGUUCACAUACGAACUCAUACUGGAGAGCGACCUUAUUGCUGCAAAUAUUGCCCUAAGGCGUUUGCCUCUCAAGGAAAUCUCCAAUCUCAUGAGAGAACUCACACUGGAGAGAGACCCUACUCUUGUGCACAGUGCAAUCGGACCUUCAUUCAGGUAAUUAAAUAACUUUUAACGCAAGAGUGUAUUAUAAUGAAAUUUACUUAUUGAUUCUAAAAUUUUAGAAGUCCCAAUUGACUGCUCAUGAAGCUACUCAUAACAUUUCAUCAUCCAGUUCUCGCAAAGAAUCCACCGAUUCCAUUGAUGGAAUGUGCAAACUCUGUGGAAAGAAUUACUCUUAUCCUUCAGUGUUAUGCAAAUUAUGCGAGAAGACUUUCAAUAUUGUUCAACCUCAAGCCGGCUCCUUCCAAUGUGAGGCUUGUGGUCUGAGCUUUGUUCAGAAGAUCAGUCUCAAAGUCCAUCAAGAGAAAUGCCAGAAUCUCCUGAAUCGGCGAGGAUCUGUGGUCACUAACGAUUCUGAAUCCUCACCGAGCCGGCUGGAUGAUCCUCAGGACUUGUUGGACUUGGACAGCGAGAGGAAACGAAGUCUUGACAUCAACCAUGGACUUUUAUGUAAGUUUUAAUCACUUCUAACUUUAUACACAUUGGAAUCAACAAUUAAUGCCUUAAAUUUUUAGCCGGUCCUCUCCGUCCCGAGCCAGUCCAUUUGAACAAGCCAGAAUACCCUGCCCAGAGUCUUCUAGACCCUCUGAUGAACCCCGGUCUUCUCAGUCAGCUCACCUCUCCCACCAUGACCACCCCCACCUUCGGCCUGCCUCCUCAAUCGAAUUACUUACUCAAUCAAAAUCUCUACGAUGCCAGCAGUUCAUCGACUCUUCAAUUUCUACAAAACCUCAAGUCCGCCGAACUACUCAGCCUGCUCCAGCAACCCCAACAACAGCCUCUUCUUCCCCCACCCACCUCUUCUUUUCUCCCCAAUCAAGAGCUCCAACAAGGUGGUCAUGAAAUGCUGGUGAACAACAAUUACAAAAGCACCCUGGACAAUCUGCUGGCUGAGCAACAACUGCUCCGUUUGUUGAUGGAAGUCCAGCAGCAGAAUCAGCCUCAGACUGCAACUGUCUCCCAGAACUUGUUGUCUCCGCCCGCCUCCCUCGCAUACCCCUCCCAAUCCGAUCUCAAUGAACAACUCCUGCUCAAGGUUCUGGAACAGCAACGUGCCCAGCCCAUGGAACGGUCAGAGCAACAGCUGGCCGGUCUUCUGCCCACUUCCCAGCAUUCGGACACUGCCAAUAUUCUGACGGCAUUAAACGAUUUGGCUCGCCAAUCGCAGCCAGUCCAGUCCAGCCAUCAGUUGAGUAUCUAA
Molecule: messenger RNA, 2233 nt
Organism: Bursaphelenchus xylophilus (pine wood nematode)
Lineage: Eukaryota; Metazoa; Nematoda; Chromadorea; Rhabditida; Aphelenchoididae
Source: the annotation of a GenBank genome assembly